GCUCAAUUGAUAAAAGCGGUGAGAGCCUAAAUAUGUAGAAAAACUCACUCAAAUCUUACGAUCUGUGAUAACACAGCUGCGCGAUCGCUUGUGUUAUGUUCAACGUGCUGUAUUUUUUUCAAAAAAAAUAUAUAAAAAAUUGAGCACUUUUUUGCCGGUUACUCGACUCACAUGUGCACAUGAGCAUAAUACGAUUGAGCGUUUUGAACGCACACGGUGUUUGCUGAGUUUUGUUUGUCGUUUUCUUGAUUGGAUUUUUAAGCAACGAAACGGUACGUUUUCGGUUUUAGUUCAAAUUGGCAGACAAAAGUCAAAACAGCGUAUCGAUUUGGAAGCGCUUAAAAUUAUAGUCAACCUACCAUAGACUACUAGCAAAAAGUGAGAAAAAUAUUUUUGGUGUGAUUUAUUACAGUAAAAAUAUAAAAAUAAUACCAACAACAAAAUUAGCGAAGUGUCGGAGAGAGUGUUUCUCAUUGCAUUGUAACGAAAGUGUUGUUUGUGAAAUUUCGCAAAUUUGCAAUAAAGUGCAAGGUGUGCAAAAGCCUAGCAAAAUAGCCGAAGCUGGCCCAGAUUCGUCAUUAACAGUAAUAUUAGAAAAUUUCCGGCAGUGUAGACAGUGUGUGCAUAUGUCGAUUUUUCUUAAAUAACUGUUGCUUUUCUUGCAACAUUGUGCGUAAUAUUGACACUUUUGGCAAUCGCUUGCAACAGAAGUGCCCAAAAGCGUGCGAGAAGUCUAGAAGAAAGCAAAAAUUUCAAAACUACUCGGUGACAGUUACACACUCGACCGAAAGGCAAUAGAAUCGCCCAGCGUCCACCGCUCAAAGGCAUAGCGACACCAGAAAAGGCAAAACAAAUACAAAUCAAGCGCAAAAUCAAUAGCUGUCAACUAUGGAUGUCGGAAAAUAUUUGGGAUUAUUGGCACUGAUGCUGCUCUCGCUGUUGGCGCUCUACAGCAGCCCAGUGGAGGCGUGCAGUUGCAUGCCCAGCCAUCCGCAGACACACUUUUGCAAUGCGGAUUACGUUGUCAUAAUACGCGUAAUGCGCAAGUCCCUCCGUUUAGUGCAAGACAAAAUCGCAUACAAAGUGGAGGUCAAGAAGUCAUAUAAGAUGAACGAAGCCGGUCACAAGCUGCUCAAGCACGGUCGUAUUGUAACACCAAAUUCCGAUGCCAUGUGUGGCAUUAACCUGGACAUAGGCAAGCUCUACGUGAUUGCCGGCCGUGGUCCCUAUUUGAACAGUUGCAGCUAUGUUAAGGAAUAUCAAAAAAUGUCGGUGAUUGAAAGGCGUGGUUUUGCCGGCGCAUAUCGCAAAGGUUGUAAAUGCUCGGUGCAACCCUGUUUCGGCCAAAGCUGCUUAAGCGAACACCAGUCGGCAACCUCGUGCAAAUGGUCACCGUUCGCUAAGUGUGAAACCGAUUAUAGCGCCUGCAUUCCCUCACAUUACCGCACACCCGAAGGCAUCAUCUCCAAAUGCCAUUGGCGAAGAACGCCGGCAUACAAGAAAUGCAUGUCUGAUCCAUAAAUUACAUAACACAUAUAUACCAGAUAUGUACGAGUAUGUAUAUAAAACGAGGCAGUAAAAGAAUUGAGCGAAACCAACAAUAAAUAAUUGUACACGAAAAGUUGCUGUUCGUUCUUCAUAGUUUAGCUGUAUUUUACGAAAUAAUUACUUAUUUAAUGUUAACCUGUUAAAUACAUACUUACUACACCAAAAUGUUUUGUAUGUAUGGGUAGUAGAUGUACACGCGCAGCAUUUCCAUUUUGACAUUUCAUAAUUUCACUUAAUUUUAAAAAUUAUUAGUAAUUUCAUUAAUAUUUUUCCAAAUUUUUAAUUUAAUUUUACUUAAACAUUUUUCUGAAUUACUUUUAAGUUUUUUAAAUUAUUUUUUGAUUUUAAUUUUUUAUUAAUUUAAAAAAAUUUAAUUUUUUAACUUUUUAAUUUUUUUUGUUUAUUUUCUUUAAAUUUUUUUUAAAUAUUUUUUAUAAUUAUUAAUUUUUUCAAUAUCCAUUUUUAAUUAAUUUUGAAGGCAAUUUCCCUAAUUAGGUUCAUUUACCAUAUUUAAAGUUUUCAUUUUCGUAGGGAAAAUUUCAUUUUAUUUUCCUCUUCUCACUUGUACUUAUUUUCUGUGUUUCUUCACUUAAUUAGAGCUUUAAUUGUAUGUACAUAAUUAUAUUAUUAACAGUUAUUUGUAUUUAUCGUAAUAAAGCCACAAAUAAUACUUGUUUAUAUGUGUAAAAUAUUCGAAAAUAUUCGAAAAACUUGAA
Molecule: messenger RNA, 2264 nt
Organism: Bactrocera oleae (olive fruit fly)
Lineage: Eukaryota; Metazoa; Arthropoda; Insecta; Diptera; Tephritidae
Gene: Timp
Product: Tissue inhibitor of metalloproteases
Biological process (GO): negative regulation of membrane protein ectodomain proteolysis; negative regulation of endopeptidase activity
Cellular component (GO): extracellular matrix
Molecular function (GO): metalloendopeptidase inhibitor activity; protease binding
Source: RefSeq, a predicted model, not a curated record